ACUUUUUCUUCUGAAAUUGCAUAACUAUUUUAUGCGUGUAUUUAUGACUUAGUUACCGUUUCCAAGGGAAACAUUCUUACCUUUUUGUUUCUCUAAACGAAACAAGAAAAGUUAGACGAAAUGUCGAGACAAUUCUCUGCUAAUCAGUAUGAAGAUGCCUUCUGCCGAUCAAAUCGUUGGGAGAUUCCAAAUAAACUAAGCCAGAAUCCAAAACAACAAGAUGGAUUCACAGUUAUUAUUGCAGACAAUGACGGUCAUCUACUUGAAGGUGUAAAGCGUUCAAAAAAUUCUCCAUGGGGUAGUUUCGUUGAUCCCUGGGAUUUCCCUUUAAAAGUACCAGGGUGCUCUGGACUGAAUACAACUGCUCGGAGACAAGAAUCAGUAAAAGCUUUAAGCAACAUGAAGAAAAACUUUGAUAAACAAUUGGAAGAAUAUAGCCUUGGUGCCUUAAAAAAUGCUAACAAAAAAAUGAAAAAAAAUUAUGUACCAAAACCAGAACCAGCUGUUGCAAAAGAUUGCUUACCUCGCACUGAAACCCCAGAAACAAAUCAGCCUGAACAAAUUAAAGAAGAAAAAAUAGGAGAAUUGGUAACUGAUGAAAAACCAACUGAUAUUGAAUCUAAAUGUAGUUCUCGCCAAUCUGCUGCUAAUGUCCAGGCAACUGAGGCAAAAUCUGUAACUCCAAAACCCUGCGAGAGACCAGAAUCAAAAUCUUCCUCUGUUCAUUAGUCAUUUCCAACCAAUCUUGAUAAAUAUCUUAAACUGCCCAGUUAUUGCCAAAAGCUUUGAAAAUAAAUUUCAUGUCAUUUCUAUGGCAUAUUUAUAUCCACGCACUGCUAACUGUUCAUUAAUUUUUAUGAACCGUAUUUCUUAGUAUGUUUGAAAUAUUUUAUCAAUAAAUGUCUUAUCCUA
Molecule: messenger RNA, 912 nt
Organism: Octopus sinensis (East Asian common octopus)
Lineage: Eukaryota; Metazoa; Mollusca; Cephalopoda; Octopoda; Octopodidae
Product: protein Flattop homolog
Exons: 5
Coding region: 121-729 (202 amino acids)
Biological process (GO): cilium organization
Cellular component (GO): ciliary basal body
Source: RefSeq, a predicted model, not a curated record